Molecule: messenger RNA, 1428 nt
Organism: Saccoglossus kowalevskii
Lineage: Eukaryota; Metazoa; Hemichordata; Enteropneusta; Harrimaniidae
Product: monocarboxylate transporter 12-like
Biological process (GO): monocarboxylic acid transport; transmembrane transport
Molecular function (GO): monocarboxylic acid transmembrane transporter activity
Source: RefSeq, a predicted model, not a curated record
AUGAACGAGAAGAAGCCAUGUUCGGUUGAAGAACCUCCAGAUGGCGGUUAUGGAUGGGUAAUCUUAGUCUCGAGCAUGGCAAUUGCAUUCAUUUGUGGAGGAAACUUUUAUAAUUGCGGGAUUUUCUUGGUGUCUUUUGUUGAACACUUUCAACAGGGUACUGCCCAAGUGUCCCUCAUCGGUUCAAUCAGCAGUGCCUUAUACGUGAGCUCAGGUCUCUUGGCGAACCCUCUCUGCAAACGAUUUGGUGUGCGGAUCGUUGUUAUGGUUGCUGGUUCCAUUUCUACAGUUGGAGUUAUUCUUUCCAUCUUCACCCCUUCAUUGAUGUUUUUGUACUUCAGUUAUGGUGUCCUUGUAGGUUUUGGACGAGGAGUUUCCGUGUUUUCAACGUUUUUAAUAAUGCCCCAGUAUUUCAAAAAACGUUAUGCAGUCGCAAAUGGAAUGACUUUUGUUGGUGUUAGUGUCGGUAUAUUGUGCCUCGCGCCUCUCUACAAUUUUGUAAUUGAAGUGUACGGGUGGCGGGGAGCCAUGUUUAUCGUUGCUGGCAUCGACGUCCAUCUACUUGUGUUUGGUUCGCUAUUGAGACCUCUACCAAGAGAAUCCAAUGGCGAGAAGAACACUUUUUAUAAACUUACAGCAGGGAAUAGUGAACGUGAUGAUGUCAGUAAAAAUGAACUAAAAUAUCAUCAUUCACUCGAGAGCAUGGCGAUGCUCCGAGAGCAAGAAUAUAGUCCAGUUAAAACAAAACAUAUUCGAACUGGACAUUUUUUUAUAAAAUGUUCGAACCUUCCGGUUUUGAAACUGUUCUUGAAAAACCCUGUUUUCUCUUUAAUAUAUUUUGCGCAAUUACUGGAAAGCUUUGGGAUCAGUACAACACUUAUGUAUAUAGUGGCAAGAGCGAUAUCCAUGGACAUUUCAAGACUGAACGCAUCAUUUCUGAUGACGUUAAUGGGCAUAGGAUGGAUGAUGGGUUGUCUGUCACAUGGUUGGAUUGUACACACUGGUUACAUAUCAGCCAUAACGCUUAUGGGUUUAACCAUCGCGGGCAGUGGCAUGGCGGUUUUAUGCAUCGUUUUUGUCCAUACGUAUGCACUGUUGGUCGUCUUCGUAGUUUGUUAUGGAAUAUUCUGUGGCACGUACCAACCUGUUAUCAUGGUUGCUUUGAGAGAAUGCGUAGAAGACAAAGACCAUGGUACGGCUGCUGCACUAGAUUGGUCUAUUAUGUCCGUUGGAUACAUGUUUGGACCACCCAUCGCAGGCUGGCUGUAUGACACUUCUGGAACUUUCAACACACCCUUCUUAGUCGCCGGCGGCGUCCUGGUAUGCAGCGGGAUUAUGGUUUUAUUGGCGUCAAGAAUGAAGACGCGACUAGAAUAUGGUCCAUUCUCUCCCCGUGACUAUGAAGUACAAAUUUGGAGAAAUCCCUGA